This is a messenger RNA of Hyla sarda, 975 nucleotides long. Its product is annotated as inositol hexakisphosphate and diphosphoinositol-pentakisphosphate kinase 1-like. The record is from RefSeq and is a predicted model, not a curated record. NCBI's taxonomy places the organism in Eukaryota, Metazoa, Chordata, Amphibia, Anura, Hylidae. The transcript has a single exon. The coding region runs from base 1 to 975 and encodes 324 amino acids.
AUGUCCCAGAAAUGUAUCAGAGAUGUCCCAGAGAUGUCCAAGAGAUGUCCAAGAGAUGUCAAAGAGAUGUCCCAGAGAUGUCCCAGAGAUGUCCCAGAGAUGUCCCAGAGAUGUCCUAGAGAUAUCCCAGAGAUGUCUCAGAGAUGUCCUAGAGAUAUCCCAGAGAUGUCCAAGAGAUGUCAAAGAGAUGUCCCAGAGAUGUCCCAGAGAUGUCCUAGAGAUAUCCCAGAGAUGUCCCAGAGAUGUCCUAGAGAUAUCCCAGAGAUGUCCCAGAGAUGUCAAAGAGAUGUCCCAGAGAUGUCCCAGAGAUGUCCCAGAGAUGUCCUAGAGAUAUCCCAGAGAUGUCCCAGAGAUGUCCUAGAGAUAUCCCAGAGAUGUCCCAGAGAUGUCUCAGAGAUGUCCCAGAAAUGUCCCAGAGAUGUCCCAGAAAUGUCCCAGAGAUGUCUCAGAGAUGUCCCAGAGAUGUCCAAGAGAUUUCCCAGAGAUGUCCCAGAGAUGUAUGAGAGAUGUCCCAGAAAUGUCCCAGAGAUGUCCAAGAGAUUUCCCAGAGAUGUCUCAGAGAUGUCCCAGAGAUGUAUGAGAGAUGUCCCAGAAAUGUCCCAGAGAUGUCUCAGAGAUGUCCCAGAGAUGUCCAAGAGAUUUCCCAGAGAUGUCCCAGAGAUGUCCCAGAGAUGUCUCAGAGAUGUCCAAGAGAUGUCCCAGAGAUGUCCCAGUGACGUACCAGAGAUGUCCCAGUCCCAAAGAUGUCUCAGAGAUGUCCAAGAGAUGUUCCAGAGAUGUCACAGAGAUGUCCCAGAGAUGUCCCACAAAUGUCUAAGAGAUGCCCCAGAGAUGUCCCGGAGAUGUCCCAAAGAUGUCCCAGAGAUACCCCAGAGAUGUCCAAGAGAUGUCCCAGAGAUGUCCAAGAGAUACCCCAGAGAUUUCAAAGAGAUGUCCCAGAGAUGUCCUAGAGAUGUCCCAGAGAUGUCCCGGUGA